This is a messenger RNA of Priapulus caudatus, 873 nucleotides long. Its product is annotated as protein Dr1-like. Gene Ontology annotation, cellular component: negative cofactor 2 complex. Gene Ontology annotation, biological process: RNA polymerase II preinitiation complex assembly; negative regulation of transcription by RNA polymerase II; chromatin remodeling. The coding region runs from base 105 to 677 and encodes 190 amino acids. The transcript is spliced from 5 exons. The record is from RefSeq and is a predicted model, not a curated record. Lineage: Eukaryota; Metazoa; Priapulida; Priapulimorpha; Priapulimorphida; Priapulidae. Gene Ontology annotation, molecular function: core promoter sequence-specific DNA binding; protein heterodimerization activity; TBP-class protein binding.
CAGCUUUCCAGCUAUGUAUGUGUCAUACCGAUAUCACGAUAUAAUACUAAAUAUAAUGAUAUAAUUAUAUAUAAUUUAUGUAGAAUCAUUUGUUGACAUAAAGCAUGACAGAUCAAGCGGGGUCUGUGGCUGGACCUGGCAGUGUCGGUCCGCCAGGAGCACCACCGGGAACACAGCCUGAAGAGGAGCUUACUAUACCAAGAGCUUCAAUGAACAAAAUGAUUAAGGAAGUUUUACCAGAUGUGAGAGUCGCCCAUGAUGCAAGGGAACUCGUUCUGGCGUGCUGUACAGAAUUUAUCCGUAUGGUGUCAUCAGAGGCCAAUGACAUUUGCAACAAUCUGCAGAAGAAAACAAUAUCACCAGAACACGUGCUGGCAGCUUUGGACAGCUUGGGGUUUGGAGACUAUCGGAUAGAAGCUGAAGCUGUGCUCAAGGACUGUAAACAGGUUGCUAAGCAACGCAGGCGGGGCAGCACACGUUUGGAGAAUUUAGGAAUACCGGAGGCAGAACUCCUGCGGCAACAGCAGGAGCUAUUCGCCCAGGCAAAAGAGGAGCAGGCACAGGUUGACCAACAGGAAUGGAUGAGGAUGCAACAGGAAGCGCAAUUAGCUGCGAUGAUGCAGCAGCAGCAGCAGCAGGUUUUAGGACAGGCCAAUUCUGAUGACCACUAUGGCUGACACAGGCAUACUGCUUAGGACCGUUUAAUAAUAUAAUUUGUACAGAUAGUUUGCAAUUCACUCAGUUAUCUAUUGCGUGAAGCAGUUGUAAUUUUGGUUUGUUUUAGGAGGUGGUAGUAUGGUGCAUGUAGCCACAAGAUUGAAAGGCGAUUGACAGAUGUUUGUUCCCUAGUGAUGUUUGUGGUUAGUUCACAUG